AUGUCUUCUCAACGCUCCAACACCGCGGCCGCAAGGUCUGGUCGUGGCACCAGCUGUUUCCUCUGCCACCAGCGCAAGGUGCGGUGCGACAGAAUGAAACCUUGCUCCAACUGCGUCAAGGCCAAAGUGGAGUGCCGUUCUGCCUCGCACCCAUCGUCACGUCGCCGCCAGAAGCCGGUCCCCAGGGAGAUGCUGCUCGCCCAGAUCAACGUGUAUGAGAAGAUGCUCGUCGCGAAUAACAUAAACUUCGAUCCUAUUGAUCCGCGGAGUAUUCUCGAGCAGAAGGGGGCUCAGCGUGAGAAGAGACAGCCGGGGGCAAUGUCGGUGGAUGGGGACAGCUCGGAUGACGAGGAGAGGACUCGAUACGGGUCAAUGAGCCCGCCAUUUCCUACACAUCGCGAGGUUGGUUCUCAACAAGGAGUCCAUCGAGUAACUGGUUCUUCGUCAGACUCACACGUUAUUCAGGAUACCCCGUACCGUGCUGCAGAGCGGAUCAUGCGGGAUGAUUCCAGUGAGGACCCGGACAACUCUACCUUGUAUGACGUGUUUGAUCAGAUCUACCAAGAUCCUGCCCUUCCGAAAUCUCACCUUGCAGAGCCUGACAUCUCUUCUCCGGUGUCUGAAUUGCACCCUUCUCCAGUACACAUCUUGCAACACUGGCAGAUAUAUCUGAAUUGUAUCGAUCCCUUGCUAAAGGUCACCCAUGUCCCCACAGUCCAAGGCCACAUUAUAAAGGCUGCAUCACAAAUCAAAGAGGUGCCCAAAAACAUUGAGGCUCUUAUGUUCUCGAUAUAUCUCCUCACCGUUGUGACAUCGACAGAGGAUACCGUCGAGAGAACAUUUGGUCGGUCAAAGGAGUAUCUCGUGCAAAGGUAUCACUCUGCAACUCACCGAGCGCUCAUCAACGCCGAUUUCAUGCGUACCGACAACCUCAUCUUAUUGCAAGCAUACGUUUUAUAUAUUCUGUCUAUUCGGUGGUUCGUCGACCCUCGUGAGGUCUCCUGCCUUGCAAGUAUCGCGGUCCGUCUCGCACAGAGAAUGGGAUGCCACAGCGACCCUGAACAAUUCAGCCACUCGCCUUUCGAGAUCGAACAGCGUCGACGCCUAUGGUGGACCAUCGUGGGACAUGACCGCCGGAUGGGGGAGACGACGGGCCUGAGCAUAACGUCGAUUUCCACCCCUGGAAAUGUCAAGCUACCUCUGAAUGUCAACGACUCCGACCUUCACGUCCACGGCACGGAGCCGGUCAAGGAGCACACCGGCCCGACCGAGAUGAUCUUUGCUCUGACCCGAUUAGAAUUCGCGACCGCGGUUCUGGAGCACGGCAGCAAUACCAAGACUCGCUCAGCGCAAAUAUCCGGAGGCACCAUCAAGCGUGCUGGCCAGGGCGGCCCCGCGUAUUCACUCGACGACUACUGUGUGUUCGUGGAGUCGAAAUAUCUCAAACACUGCGACCCCAAGAUUCCUCUUCACUGCUGCACAAUCAUCACCACCCGGCAGACGUUUUGCAGGAUGAGAAUCGGGAGCUGGCUCGCCCGGUACCAAGCCGAGGAUGCCGAGGCGCUGAGCGAUGCCAGCCGGGACAUGAUCUUCCUCGAGGCCAUACAGUUCAUCGAAUACGACAACAUCCUCCAGUCGUCGGAGCACCUGCAGCAGUACCGAUGGUACACCGGCUACAAUUUCCCUCUCCCGGGAUACAUGGUCAUCCUGACGGAGCUCCGCCGCCGCCUCGCACCCCCGAUGAUCGAUCGAGGAUGGACGGACGCGAUAGAGGACACAAUUGAGCGGGCGUGGACGGCCAUUGGGGAAAAUCAGAGGUUACGGGAGACGAUACACAGGAAGCCCAGCUUCAUCCAGGUGACGUUUGGGACGCAGUUUCUCAAGGCCUGGGAGGCGUACGAGGAGGUGGUGGCAAGGGGCGGCAAGCUGGUCAGCCCGCCGAGCUUUUUGUAUCAAGUUCGCGAGCAGGUGAGGGCAAAGACGUUGGCAGAGGUAGGAUGGCCGCACAUGGCAGGCCCCGAUAUGGAGCUCAUGUACGAGAAUGCCUUUUUUGGCGUGGUGUGA
Messenger RNA from Clonostachys rhizophaga, 2064 nucleotides. NCBI's taxonomy places the organism in Eukaryota, Fungi, Ascomycota, Sordariomycetes, Hypocreales, Bionectriaceae. The record is from the annotation of a GenBank genome assembly.